GCCCGGCCGGCCGGCGCUGCCCCGCGGCCCGGCGGGCGGGCGUUGGCCGGGCCUUCCUCCGGCGCGGGCGCCGCGACGCGCCUCCCUCUCCCCAAGAUGGCGGCUCCGUUGGCGGUAAAUUCGGCUGCAAGCUUGUGGGGUCCAUACAAGGACAUAUGGCAGACUGUAAUGAAUGCCAUUUGGAAAAGGCAACCUGAAGCUGUUCAUCGUCUCGAUCAAGUUUUAAAGAAGCACAAAUCUGACUUCAUUUCUCUCUUCAGAAAUCCGCCAAAAAAUGUUCAGCAGCAUGAGAAAAUUCAGAAAGCAAGCACAGAAGGAGUUGCAAUCCAGGGUCAGCAGGGAACUAGGCUUUUGCCAGAGCAGCUCAUCAGAGAAGCCUUUAUCCUCAGUGACCUCUUUGAUAUUGGAGAGCUGGCAGCCGUUGAGCUCCUUCUAGCUGGAGAACACCAGCAGCCCCAUUUUCCUGGCCUUACAAGAGGUCUAGUGGCAGUUCUGUUGUACUGGGAUGGAAAAAGAUGCAUUGCCAAUUCACUGCGAACCCUCAUCCAGUCACGCCAAGGCAAGACAUGGACAUUGGAACUCAGUCAAGAGUUAAUUUCCAUGACAACACGCUUUACAGAUGACCUAAUGGAGCAGGGUUUGACUCAGAAGAUCCUUACACUUGUGUCUCACAUUGAUUUGAACAAUGAAUUUGAUAAACUCCAGAGAGAGCGAGGAUUGGGCAGUGAGAAACAUCGCAAAGAGGUUUCUGAUCUCAUUAAAGAAUGCCGACAGUCCUUGGCUGAAAGUCUCUUUGUCUGGACCUGUCAGUCACCCCUGAGUAAAGAUGACACUCUAAUCCUCAUAAGUUACCUGGAGAAGGUAACAGUGGAAGCUGAUGUCUUGGAUGGUGUGAACUUGUCUCUUCUCAUGGCUCUCCUUUACUGCUUUGAUGUCAGCUUUCUGGAGCAAGGGGCAGAAGAUCGUGAAGACUUGAUGCACCGGCUCCCUCUGCUAGCAGAAAGACAGUACAUAGCAACAAUCCACACUCGGCUUCAGGAGUCUCAGCCCUGGAAAUUGCCAGGCCUGCAAGCUACUGUUAGAUUAGCCUGGGCACUGACACUGAGAGGAAUAUCCCAAUUCUCUGAUGUGACAGCUCUAGCAGAAUUCACUGAGGCAGACGAGGCAAUGGCAGAGCUAGCAAUUGCUGAUUAUGUUUUCCUGUUCCUGACUGAAUCUGUUGUGGCAUCUGAAAAUUUCUACCAGGAGGAAUUUUACAUCCGCAAAAUCCAUAACCUUGUCACAGACUUCCUUGCACUCAUGCCAAUGAAAGUGAAACAGCUGAGAAAUCGUGCUGAUGAAGAUGCUCGCAUGAUCCACAUGAGUAUUCAGAUGGGUAAUGACCCACCUAUUUCCCUUCGGAGAGAUCUGGAGCAUUUAAUGCUUCUAAUCGCUGAAUUGUACAGGAAAGACCCCUUUAAUCUGGAGCUUGCCCAUGAGUACUGGUGUCCAUCAGAGCCCCUGCAGACAUCCACCAUCAUGGGCUCCUACCUUGGAGUAGCUCACCAGCGACCCCCUCAGCGCCAGGUUGUCUUGUCAAAGUUUGUUAGGCAAAUGGGAGAUCUACUUCCUUCCACAAUUUACAUCCCAUACUUGAAAAUGCUGCGGGGACUGGCUAGUGGGCCUCAGUGUGCUCAUUACUGCUUUAGUUUGCUAAAAGUCAAUGGCAGUAGUCAUGCGGAAAACAUCCAAGGAGCUGGUGGCAGUCCGUCCUGGGAGCAUUUCUUCCACUCUUUGAUGCUUUAUCAUGAGCACUUAAGGAAAGACUUGCCAAGUGCAGACAGUGUCCAGUACCGUCACCUGCCUCUCCGAGGCAUCACACAGAAGGAGCAGGAUGGAUUAAUUGCAUUUUUACAGCUGACCACUGUUAUAGUCAAUUGGAGUGAGAAUGCUCGCUUGGCUCUUUGUGAGCACCCUCAGUGGACACCAGUAGUGGUCAUCCUGGGACUUCUGCAGUGCAGCAUUCCUCCUAUUCUGAAAGCCGAGCUGUUGGAAACCCUUACUGCUUUUGGAAGAUCUCCUGAAAUAGCUGCUUCACUCUGGCAAUCUCUGGAAUAUACACAGAUAUUACAAACUGUGAGAAGUCCAGGGCAGAGACAAGCAAUUGGUAUUGAGGUUGAAUUGAAUGAGAUUGAGUCCCGGUGUGAGGAAUAUCCUUUAACUCGUGCCUUCUGUCGACUCAUCAGCACUCUGGUGGAGAGUUCAUUCCCAGCUAACUUGGGAGCAGGUCUCCGCCCUCCAGGCUUUGAUCCCUAUCUCCAGUUCCUCAGGGACUCUGUGUUUCUCCGAUUCCGCACCAGAGCUUACCGGAGAGCUGCUGAAAAGUGGGAAGUAGCUGAGGUAGUUCUGGAAGUGUUUUACAAAUUAUUGCGGGACUACGAACCUCAACUUGAAGACUUUGUGGACCAAUAUGUGGAGUUACAAGGAGAAGAAAUAAUAGCAUAUAAACCACCUGGAUUUAAUUUGAUGUAUCAUCUGUUGAAUGAGUCCCCAAUGCUGGAACUUUGCCUUAGUUUGCUAGAAGAAGGGGUUAAGCAGCUUGAUACUUAUGCUCCAUUUCCUGGGAAGAAGCACUUAGAGAAAGCUGUACAGUAUUGCCUUGCACUUCUGAACUUAACCCUACAGAAGGAGAAUAUUUUUAUGGAUCUGUUGCGGGAGAGCCACCUUUCCCUUAUUGUCACACCACUGGAGCAGCUGCUUCAAGGAAUCAAUCCUCGCACUAAAAAGGCAGACCACGUGGUGAAUAUUGCUAGGUAUCUUUACCAUGGAAACAGCAAUCCUGAACUAGCUUUUGAAAGUGCCAAGAUUUUGUGCUGUAUUUCUGAUAAUUCCAACAUCCAGAUAAAACUAGUUGGUGAUUUCACACAUGAUCAGAGUGUUAGCCAGAAGCUGAUGGCUGGAUUUGUGGAAUGUUUAGAUAAUGAAGAUGCAGAAGAAUUAAUUAAUCCAGAUGAGGAGCUGGAGCCAGAAAAGAAGCGGGCACAAAUCCAUCAUGAAACAAGGAUCCAUAUUCUGAAUCUCCUAAUCACCUCUCUUGAGUGCAGUCCUCCCAGCCUAGCUCUGUAUCUCUUGGGGUUUGAACUAAAGAAACCUGUCAGCACCACAAAUUUGCAAGAUCCAGGUGUCCUGGGUUGCCCACGGACUUGCCUUCAUGCUAUUUUGAACAUACUGGAGAAGGGUACUGAAACAAGGAAUGGGCCUACAGCAGUUCGGGAGUCUCCCCACCUUGCAGAACUCUGUUACCAGGUGAUCUAUCAGUUGUGUGCGUGCUCUGACACUUCAGGUCCAACUAUGAGAUACCUGAGGACCAGUCAGGAUUUCUUAUUCACUCAGCUCCAGUACUUGCCAUUUUCUAUCAAAGAACAUGAGAUCUCAACUCUCAACCAAAUGUCGUGGCUAAUGAAGACUGCAGCUAUAGAAAUGCGAGUGACGUCGCUGAACCGCCAGCGCUCCCACACACAGAGACUGCUGCACCUGCUGCUCGAUGACAUGCCUGUGAAACCAUACCUGGCUGAUGGUGAAGGAGGAAUGGAAGAUGAAAGUCGAUCAGUCAGUGGAUUUCUCCAUUUUGAUACUGCUUCUAAAGUACGCAGAAAGAUCUUAAAUAUCCUGGAUUCAAUUGACUUCAGUCAGGACAUUCCAGAGCCUUUACAACUGGAUUUUUUUGAUCGGGCUCAAAUUGAGCAAGUCAUUGCUAAUUGUGAGCACAAGAAUGCACGUGGACAAGUGGUCUGCAAUGUCAAGUAUGUUCACAGAGUUCUGGUUGCAGAAGUCAAUGCCCUUCAAGGAAUGGCAGCAAUAGGUCAGAGACCUUUACUUAUGGAGGAGAUCAACACUAUCCUGCAGUACGUAGUGGAGCGGAACAAGCUGCUGCAAUGCCUCCAUGCCAAGAGGCAUGCUCUGGAGUCGUGGAGACAGCUGGUGGAAAUCAUACUCACUGCCUGCCCCCAGGAUCUCAUACAGGCUGAGGACAGGCAGCUGAUUAUCCGGGAUCUGUUGCAGGAUGUGCAUGACAAGAUCCUCGAUGAUGAUGCAGCUCAGGAGUUGAUGCCAGUGGUGGCAGGGGCUGUGUUCACCCUGACUGCCCACCUGAGCCAGUCUGUGAAAACGGAGCAGAAACAGCCCCUUGCACUCCCUAUGGCUGGACAAUCCCAAUAUGUCUUGAUGCUGGAUGGUUCUUUUACCUCAUCACCUGGCUCUGAGAGCAUUUCCAUGGGUUUUGCUUCCAUUGGUGACUCCUCCCUCCACAUCAUCUUGAAAAAGCUGCUGGAUUUCAUUUUGAAAACAGGCGGUGGCUUCCAGAGAGUGAGGACGCACCUUUAUGGAUCACUGCUUUAUUAUUUGCAGAUUGCCCAGAGACCAGAUGAACCAGACACUUUAGAAGCAGCUAAAAAAACAAUGUGGGAACAUUUGACGGCUCCUGAAGAUGUGUUUAGUAAAUUGCAACGGGAAAACAUGGCAACUAUUGAGAGUUAUGGGGCAGCUCUGAUGGAGGUUGUCUGUCGUGAUGCUUGUGAUGGCCAUGAGAUAGGCCGGAUGUUGGCUUUGGCUUUACUGGAUCACAUUGUUUCAGUAGACAAGCAGCAGCAGUGGCUGUUGUAUCUCUCGAAUAGUGGCUACCUGAAGGUGCUUGUGCAUAGCCUGGCAGAUGAUGAUCUGGCUCUUCAGAGCUUGCUCACACCUCAGCCCCCUCUGCUUAAGGCGCUGUACACCUAUGAGUCGAAAAUGGCAUUCCUCACUCGAGUAGCCAAAAGUCAGCAGGGUGCAUUAGAGCUGCUGCGGUCUGGCGUGAUUGUGCGGCUGGCGCAGUGCCAGGUGUAUGACAUGCGACCUGAAACAGACCAUCAGGGAAUGUAUGCAAUGAGAGAUCCCCCAGUCUUCAUUCCUGCUCCAGUGGAACGUUAUCGCCAGAUUCUUCUUCCAGCUCUUCAGCUGUGCCAAGUGAUCCUCACAUCCAGCAUGGCACAGCACUUGCAAGCAGCAGGACAGGUUUUGCAGUUCCUAAUUUCCCAUUCAGAUACUAUCCAGGCAAUCCUGAGGUGUCAAGAAAUAAGUGUUGGAUCUCUCCAGGAGCUGGCCUCCCUGACAGGAAUAAUCAGCAAGGCAGCAUUGCCUGGAGUGUUAACUGAGCUGGACAUGGAUGUUAAUGAAGGGACACAGAUGGAGCUACAAGGACACAUCGGACGAUUUCAGCGGCAGUGCUUAGGACUUCUGAGUCGUUUUGGGGGAUCAGACAGGCUACGUCAGUUCAAGCUGCAAGAUGAUAAUGCAGCAGGAGACAGAGUGAACAAGAGGGAUGAAACUGAGUUGGCUAUGCAACAGAUCUGUGCAAAUGUGAUGGAAUACUGUGAGUCACUGAUGUUGCAAAGUGCCCCCAGUUUCCAGCACACUGUUUGUCUGUUUACUCCCAGCCUGUCAGAGUCAACCAACCGUGAUGGGCCUCGGCAGGAUACACAAACACCAGUGGUCCCAUAUUGGCACUUGCCUGGCCUGGGCAUUAUUGUUUACCUGCUGAAACAGAGCACUAGUGAUUUCUUCAGUUACUAUGACAGCCAUCGUCAGAGUGUUAACAAACUGCAAAAUGUGGAGCAACUGCCACCAGAUGAAAUAAAAGAGUUGUGUCAAUCAGUUAUGCCAGCUGGGGUUGACAAGAUUUCCACUUCCCAAAAAUACGUAUUGGCAAGGCGGCGCCUGGUGAAGCUAAUAAAUAACAGAGCCAAGUUGCUCUCCCUCUGUUCCUAUAUCAUAGAAAUAUGUCUCUUCAUUCUUUGGCGCCAUCUGGAACACUACCUGCUGCACUGCACACCCACUGACUCCCAAGACCCGCUGCUGUCCUCUAGGAUAUCAUUUAAGAAAGGAAGGCUGCAAGAUUCCUUUGGUUCAGAGCCAAGGUUGGAUUUCAGUAGUGGACUGAAUCGUGUGAGCCAGCACGAUAUAGAACAGCUUCAGAUUGAAGCCACAAACAGCUUUGGUGAAUCUCUGCAGAAGAAGCUCCUGGACAUCGAAGGUUUAUAUUCCAAGGUUCGCUCCCGGUACACCUUUAUUCAAGCUCUCGUUAGACGUAUCCGUGGGCUCCUAAGGAUAUCAAGGACCUGAAAGACACUUGGUACAAUCUGCUUGCCCAGUGAAGCUGUGUGCUAGGGCAGGCCUUCAUUGGAUUUUAUAGAUCAAACAUUUUCUAAAUACUGUCAAAAUUAUUUUGUUACUUUUUUUUAUCCCUGUGGAUGAGUUUUGUGUAUUCUUUCCUACUGCUCCCAACUUGACAUAAAAAAUAAAGGAUUCUUUUCAACUGA
Molecule: messenger RNA, 6332 nt
Organism: Oenanthe melanoleuca
Lineage: Eukaryota; Metazoa; Chordata; Aves; Passeriformes; Muscicapidae
Gene: NUP205
Product: nucleoporin 205
Biological process (GO): nuclear pore organization
Cellular component (GO): nuclear pore; nuclear pore inner ring
Molecular function (GO): structural constituent of nuclear pore
Source: RefSeq, a predicted model, not a curated record